Molecule: messenger RNA, 1614 nt
Organism: Pieris macdunnoughi
Lineage: Eukaryota; Metazoa; Arthropoda; Insecta; Lepidoptera; Pieridae
Source: the annotation of a GenBank genome assembly
AUGUUUCUUGACGUUAUACUGUGUGCCUUAUUUGGUAGUGUUAGUGCCAGUGUUAUAAAUAAUGGAGUAUUUAGAUUGGAUAUUGUGCAUUACAAUGACUUCCAUGCCAGAUUCGAAGAAACUACAGUGCAGUACCCAAUAUGCUCGACGAACGAUACGCAAUGUCUAGGUGGCUAUGCCCGAUUGUACCAUGAAAUAAAGACUCUUUUGGCACAGAAACCUGGGGCCUUGCUACUUAAUGCUGGAGACACCUUCCAAGGAACUUAUUGGUACACUCUCCUGAAAUGGAACAUUACCCAGAAGUUCAUUAAUUUGCUGCCUAACGACGCUCACGCAAUCGGAAACCACGAGUUUGAUGACGGCAUAGCGGGCCUCGCGCCAUACCUUGCGGCACUCCAGGCCCCAGUAGUCGUAGCCAAUAUCGACACCAGUCAAGAACCAGCUCUCAAUGACCUCUAUAAGCCACAUAUUGUUGUUGAAAGGAAAGGUAGACGGAUAGGAAUCAUAGGCCUUAUAACGACAGAAACUCAAAUAUCUUCAUCUCCCGGUAAAGUAAAAUUCUUAGAUCCAAUAAAAGCUGCCAAGACAGAGGCUGAAGCACUCACUAAGAAAGGAGUUGAUAUAAUUAUACUUUUGUCACAUUGUGGUUUGGACGUUGACAAAAAAAUAGCAAAUCAGGUAGGUGAGAAUAUAGACAUAAUUGUCGGUGGUCAUUCGCACAGUCUCCUAUGGAAUGGACAAUCACCGAGUCACGAAGAGAUUGCAGGGCCUUAUCCCGUUAUUGUCGAGUCGGAGCUACGGCCUGGACAUAAGAUUGCUAUCGUGACAGCAUCAGCAUUCACAAAAUAUGUUGGAAAUUUGACAGCGUAUUUUAACAGAAACGGCGAUUUACUUAAAUUCGAAGGAACACCAGUCUUUCUUGAUAAAGAAAUUCCUGAAGAUCUAGCUAUCAAGGCCUUGUUAAAGCCUUAUCAAGAACAACUUCACUCUGUGGUGAAAGAAAUCAUUGGAGUAGCAAAUGAUAAUCUAAUUAUGACGGAGUGCGGUGCGCAAGAAUGUGCCAUCGGAGAUAUGUAUGCUGAUGCUGUGCUUAGUGCAGGAAAAGAAAUAGCAGAUAGUAAUUUGACACAUGUAGCAUUUUUGCUUAGAAACUCGAUACGAGGAUCUCUUUCCAAAGGAGAAAUAUCGAGAGGAGACCUCAUCAACACCUUACCAUUUACAAACGAUAUGGUGACGUUCGUUGUACCUGGGAAAUAUAUCUUAGAGGCAUUAAAAACAUGUACCACAAACGCGUGGGUGAGAAAGCCUUUCGCAGGACCAUGGUUACCGCAGGUAGCAGGCCUGAAACUAACACUAAAUUUAACUGAUGAGAUACCGGAAGCGGAGGUGUUAGUAAAGGAAGAUGGCGAUUACCAGCUAUUAGGCCCGGAGAAGGAGUACCAGCUCAGUACGAUAAAUUUCGUGAUUAAGGAGGGUGGAACUUUUGACAUGUUACGUAAACAUGGACGAGACUUCAAGGUCAUCGGCAAGGACGUGGACGUCGUUGAAAAAUACAUAAAGAAGAUAUCACCAAUCACACCCUAUCUCGAUAAUAGGCUCACUGUUAUAAAUUAA